AAGCAAACCCCAAUCGUCUAAUAUAAAUUAGGUUACCAAUCUCCUCUCCAUGGAGUUUCCACCAAAUCCCUAAACCCUCCGGCGAUCAUGACCACCACCACCGUCACGGAUCACCCAAAUCCAGACUCCGUCUCCACAAAAGUCAUGGAAACCGUGAACGGAUCACACCAGUUCACGAUCAAAGGCUACUCUCUAGCCAAAGGCAUGAGCCCAGGGAGAUACAUUCAGAGCGACGUCUUCUCCAUCGCCGGAUACGAUUGGGUGAUUUACUUUUACCCUGACGGGAAGAAUCCCGAGGAUAACUCCACGUACGUGUCUCUGUUCAUCGCUCUCGCGAGUGAUUCGAGUGACAUUAGGGCAUUGUUUGAGUUGACGUUGAUGGAUCAGAGUGGUAGAGGGAGGCAUAAGGUUCAUAGUCACUUUGAUCGGGCGCUUGAAGGUGGUCCUUAUACGCUUAAGUAUAAAGGGAGUAUGUGGGGUUACAAACGCUUUUUAAGACGAACAGCUUUAGAAUCCUCCGACUACUUGAAGGAUGACUGUCUUAUCAUCAAUUGUACCGUUGGCGUUGUCAGAGCCAGGCUUGAAGGUCCGAAACAGUUUGGCAUUGCGCUUCCCUCCUCGGAUAUGGGUCAGGGAUUGAAAGACUUGCUAGAUUCAGAAGUUGGCUGUGACGUUGCUUUCCAAGUUGGAGAUGAGACUUACAAAGCUCACAAACUGAUCCUCGCAGCACACUCGCCAGUUUUCAGAGCUCAGUUCUAUGGACCAAUUGGGAAUAACAACGUGGAUAGGAUAGUGAUAGAGGACAUCGAGCCUUCUAUCUUUAAGGCAAUGCUUAGCUUCAUCUACACCGAUGUACUUCCUCAUGUGCACGAGAUUACGGGGUCAGUUUCUGCCACUUCAUUCACGAACAUGAUGCAGCAUCUCUUGGCAGCUGCUGACCUCUAUGACCUUGGAAGGUUAAAGGUGUUGUGUGAAGUUUUUCUAUGUGAAAAACUAAAUGUUGAUAAUGUGGCAACAACGCUUGCACUGGCUGAACAGCACCAACUGGUAGAGCUCAAAACUUUCUGCUUAAAAUUUGUUGCAUCUCCAGGAAAUUUGCGAGCUGUAAUGAAGUCUGAAGGGUUCAAGCACUUGAACCAGAGCUGUCCCUCUAUGUUGUCUGAACUACUGAGCACGUUUGCAGCUGGGGAUAAGAGCUCUACGAGUGGACUAGAAAGCAAGAAAAGACCUGUGAGUAGUGUGUUAGCCAUUGAUACACAUGCUAGGCAACUGAGGAAGAGGAUAUAGGGGUCGAUCCAUUUCCAAUAAAACAUUGCUCAAGUAAGCUUAAUUUACUGAUCUGGAAGCAAAACAGACACCAAAUCUGGUUUUACUAGAGUUUUAUUGUAAUGGAAUGAUUUGGUAUGUCGACAGUAAUUUAUAAUAGCAUAAUUAACCGGUGUUGGAAAUAAAACUCUGUUCAUUUCGUAUAAAAUCUCAUAAAUU
Eruca vesicaria subsp. sativa (arugula) is the source of this 1485-nucleotide messenger RNA. The record is from the annotation of a GenBank genome assembly. Lineage: Eukaryota; Viridiplantae; Streptophyta; Magnoliopsida; Brassicales; Brassicaceae.